Messenger RNA from Haliotis rufescens (red abalone), 3252 nucleotides. Its product is annotated as innexin unc-9-like. Bases 227 to 1411 code for a protein of 394 amino acids. The record is from RefSeq and is a predicted model, not a curated record. Lineage: Eukaryota; Metazoa; Mollusca; Gastropoda; Lepetellida; Haliotidae. The transcript is spliced from 2 exons. Gene Ontology annotation, molecular function: gap junction channel activity. Gene Ontology annotation, cellular component: plasma membrane; gap junction.
UUAUCACACAAAACACGGUGGUAGACUCAUGCCUGUUCGAUGUGCGCCAGUCGUGAUGUGCAGGAAGUUGUUUUGAUGUUUUUUCUUACAUUCAGCCAUUUUGAUUACAAGUGGACCAGCCACCUUGCGAUAAAUAUACGACGUGUUAGCUCAGCCGAAGUAGGACAUUCCACGAAGGGUUUCACGAACUGAGUCGACACUAAACAGUGCUGCAUAAACGACAAAAAUGGCAGUAUUUGGAUCAUGGUUUGGACGUGAAGUAGAUCAGGAUCAUGUUGACUCCAUCAACGGCUUCUGGACAGUCCUUCUAUUGGCCGUGUGUUCUGUCGGAUCAUUCGCCUUACGUUACAUCACUACACCCAUUAGUUGUUGGUGCCCAGCUCAAUUCACAAGCUCUAUGAUCUCGUACACACAGGAAUCAUGUUUUCUGAAGGUCAUGUAUCAUAACGAAUCAAUAUCUGAUAAUUAUGAUGAUGAAACAAAACCUCCCUCUGUCCCCUCCUUCCACCUCUGGAUACCCCUCAUACUCUUCUUCCAAGCCCUCGCCUUCAAAGUACCAAACAUCAUCUGGAACAGCUGCAAGCACUUGCUCACUCUUAAUAUGGAGGAAACUGUCGAGUCCCUGAAAAGUGUACAACUGACCAGUCCGGAGAAUCGCCAGGCCAGUUUCAGUGAUGCAGCCCGAUUAUUUGGAAGUCUACUGAGAAGAAACCGAUUCUUUCUGGCUCUGUUGUACCUAUUUGUGAAGCUCCUCUCGUGUAUCAAUCUCAUGGUGCAGUUUAUGUUCCUGACGACUUACUUUAGACCAUACCUAGCAAUCAGGGUUGGGUCAUAUGCUGAUUUUGAUACUGACUCCAUCAUAAAACCAUUUCUAGUAAAAGACAUUUAUUGCCAUUUUCAAAUUCACUUCAUGCAGAAUACCCAGAGAUUUACAGUUCCGUGUACUCUGCAAAUCACCGAAAUCUAUGAGAAGAUGUUCAUAUUCCUGUGGUACUGGGUCUUCCUUCUGGCUAUCAUCUCAAUCCUAAAUCUUGUCCUGUGGGCAGGAUUUCUCUUCCUACCGUUCCUAAGAGAUGGCAGGAUAGCUGCCCACGUCAACGCUUCCAAAGGAGCUCGCCCUAACGAACCCGCUGUUACACAAUUCAUCGGCAGUUUCCUCGGAAUCGAUGGGGUGUUUAUCUUGUCCAUGAUCUCCCGGAAUUCCAGCGAAUUAGUUGCAGCAGAUCUUACCCAACAUUUGUACCAGGUGUUUCAGGAGAAGGAACGGGAAUUGCAAAACCAGCGCAACCUCUACACAGGAGAAACGGAAGGUGGCGCUGUUGUAACCGGAGCAACAGGAACCAUAGCAGCUUUACCAAUGAGGACGCUACCACCUUGUGCUGAAAACCCGGAGAAAGCGCCUACUAUGUGAGAGUAGUACUUAUGUAUCAUGCAUUGAACUCGAAACAAUCGUGCAUUAGUGAAUAUCUAAUUCGUGUUUCGGUAUUUCUCGUGGCUAUUCAACAUAGUUGGUGACCUAGAUUUUUUUUUUACUCCAAGAAUUCACAUGAUUACCGCGUCAUGUUAUAUAUGCAUCUCCUUAUACAGAUAUGUAUAUGUGUCCUUAUAUUCACUAUUUAUUAGUUUAGAUGCUGAAUUACAAGUACCAGACUCUGGUGUGCAGUUUGCCGUUACCUCUUUGUUUCGACGUUGUGUUUUAUAUUUCUGCUCCUUACCAAUGUUUUGUUUGCAUGGCCUGACAGGCUCAAACUGAUAUGAAGACAAUCAGGUAGCUUGCAAAUUGGAGCGAUUUCGCUUUUACCAUCUGACAUUUACUGGUCGGUGCUCAUUUUGCACAGGCCUUAAUUACAUCUAGAAUUGCUUUGACGACCUUCUCAAUAACCUUGAACCCCAUUCACCUCACUUAACCUAGCCAAUUCCAAGCCAGGCCCUGAAACUUGUCUCGUACGUGAACAGUCAUUUUUUAAGUUUAUUCCUGUAACUUCAGCUCCGCUUUCCAUGUAUAUUUUUAUCCAAUGUCAGUAACGUAUUGAAUAAUAAACACAUACAUGUAAAUACAAACCAUGUUAUGACAGUUCUUAGUGGAAAAGGCAGACCUAGUUGGUUCGUUAGUCGUUAAUUUAUGUGGAUGGCGCUGUGUUGUGCACAAGCUUGUUGUGCAGUGUUUGACUUCACAGAACUGACGAGAAAAACACUGAUGCAUCGAAGUUGUACGUUAUGAAGACAAUCUUGAAGAAAACCUGUUGUAAGCAUGUGUGUCCAUAUGCUGCGUGCGAAACGCCAAAGUAGGCACACAAUCGUAUCACGUGAUCAUGCAUGUAGGGUAAUGUGUGGUAUCGCCUGGUCCUUCUUAUGCAGACUUCAGCGUUGGUAUGCAAAUCAAGUGCCACCAAAUAGGACGACUCACUCUCAAGCAAUAUGUCAAGCAUUAAAACUGCAAUUUUUGUAAUUUAAUGUUAUAAAUUGAAUGUGAUAAAAAAUGUUUUUCACUGUGGAUUCAAAACGACAACAAUUAUAUGAAUGGAUCACUGAAAAUCAGUGAUGAAACCAAAAUUUCGCGAAAUUACAUCUAUUUAUAUGAAAUGUAAGAAGAGGUUACCACACAUACAAUUGUAAUUGUUGUAUAUAGUACUUUUGCUCUGUUGGAAAUGUAUUUGCUCAGGGCCCCACUCCAUAUUCAAACUAAUACUGGUGUCUCAUUGCUGGAGAUAUUGCCGAGUGUAAGUCUUUAAACAUGUAUCAUUUGUCUCAGCAAUGGGCUAAGGGGAACAACUAUGUCAUUCUUCCAGGUUCGAGCAACUUAGCGACACCUUAUUCCCAAAUGCGUUUACCUCAUUGGCUUAGUCAGCCAUACAAAGAUACUGACUUUACGCGUAGUACUAGAUCUUGUAGAUAUUGAAGCUUGUGGAAUCAAAAUAUAAACUACCUCCGUGGUUGUUGUACACGUUGUUAGUUAACCACUCUAUAUCAUAAGGUGUAUCAAUUUAACUUUCCUUAUAGCUAAAAUGGAUAGAAUUAUCAUAAAAACGCACGCACGUUAUCAGAAAUAAGCGGGCCACUGUAACUUGAUAAUGCCCUCAUAUUGCUUGACGACGGGCCAUUAUCAAGCCCGUUGUUCGGUGACGUCAUAGGGUAGAGAAAAUGACGUCACGUAUUAUAGUGACGUCAUCUAGUUUGUUCCAUGACGUUUCUAUAUUUGUAAAAUGUGGUCAGUGACAUUCGUGUUGAUUGCAGUAAAUGUUUCAAAACCGA